Messenger RNA from Protopolystoma xenopodis, 741 nucleotides. The record is from the annotation of a GenBank genome assembly. NCBI's taxonomy places the organism in Eukaryota, Metazoa, Platyhelminthes, Monogenea, Polystomatidea, Polystomatidae.
AUGGAGAAGUCCCGUGCCUUCGUCAACGAGGUGGAGCUUCGCGCCAACGAGGUGCCCAAUCUAGACGAUGAAGAGUCCAUCGUCUCUGGCCUCACCUGCAUUGGUCUGGUAGGUAUCGAGGAUCCUGUUCGUCCUGAAGUGCCCGCCGCCAUUCGUAAAUGCCAGAGGGCCGGCAUUGUUGUGCGCAUGGUGACCGGGGACAAUGUGAACACGGCACGCUCAAUCGCCAUCAAGUGUGGCAUCGUGCGGCCCAACGACAAUUUCCUCGUGAUGGAGGGAAAGGAGUUCAAUCAGCGUGUCCGUGAUCCGAACACCGGACGCAUUCGGCAGGAGUUGAUUGACAAAAUCUGGCCAAAUCUGCGUGUACUGGCUCGCUCGUCACCGCAGGACAAGUACACUCUUGUCUCGGGUAUCAUCGACAGCCACUUGACGUCGUCGCGUGAGGUCGUCGCGGUUACUGGCGACGGUACUAACGACGGCCCAGCCCUAAAGAAGGCAGACGUAGGCUUUGCUAUGGGAAUCGCAGGCACCGAUGUCGCUAAGGAGGCCUCUGACAUCAUCCUCACCGACGACAACUUCACCAGCAUCGUCAAGGCAGUGAUGUGGGGCCGCAAUGUCUACGAUUCAAUCGCCAAGUUCCUCCAAUUUCAGCUGACCGUCAAUGCAGUGGCCGUGAUUGUAGCUUUUUUGGGCGCUUGUUUCAUUACGGUGCGCAUCAUUUUGGCUUCGACUGUCAAUUAA